This is a messenger RNA of Tribolium madens (black flour beetle), 1957 nucleotides long. RefSeq lists its product as uncharacterized. The transcript is spliced from 7 exons. NCBI's taxonomy places the organism in Eukaryota, Metazoa, Arthropoda, Insecta, Coleoptera, Tenebrionidae. Gene Ontology annotation, molecular function: protein binding. Bases 26 to 1957 code for a protein of 643 amino acids. The record is from RefSeq and is a predicted model, not a curated record.
AAUAUUUGCACUUUUUAAUUAGCUAAUGAUCGAUUUGUGCAAAACCAAGACGUUUUCCAAAUCAGAUUACCCUUGUGGGGCUUCCCCUAACCAGAUUCCCAGUCGAGACAUGACCGCCACACGCAAAACUUUGCAAAAAUUCCUUCUCCUCCUUUUAUUUCACUCAAUCUCGACCAAAUUCCUCGACGACAUUUGUGGCCACAUCAACGGUCAGCGAAUCUUCCUCGAGUAUGGCGAAUCGGGCACUCUGGAAGCCAACUACUCCAACAACAUUUUCGAGCGAUUUUACAAAACCAAACCCGAGAGACGCUGCAUCGUCGAGUUCGUUUCGUGCCCCUCUUGCGUCAUAAAAAUCACCUUCAAUUUUAUGAAUUUGUCGACUUGUGGUGGCGACACUUGUGCUUGUGAUCACGUGUGGAUCUACCAGCCCACGUUCGAGCAGUCGUCGGAGCAGUUUUGCAGGUUUACCAACAGCUCGAUGGUCUACCAAAGUCAGACAAGACGCGCAAUUGUGGUUUUUUUGUACUCAAAGAAGUACGAAAUUGCCUUCAGUUUGGACUACGUUUCAGAACGUAACAAAGUGGUACUAACCGGUAAUGGUACCCAAAUGGUACAAAGCCCAUUUUUCCCCAACUUGUACCCAUCGGACUUGACCAUGGAAUACACCAUUGGGUGCAAAACCGACAACACUUGCAAAAUCAAUCUAGUCUUCACCGACUUUCUCAUAGCGCCAACUUCGAUCAUUGAUUUUUUUGACGCCUCAGGCGACCGGAUUUACGUUACAACCGGAAAUAUUUUUCGUCCGCCUGUUAUCACAUCUGGGUCAUCACUCGUGAUAAGAUUUUACGCCAAUGGGGCCACUGGGCUCGGUUUCAAAGCCUACUAUUCCUACAUCAGCGAUGUGACGAACAUAGAUUGUGGGGGGCAAGUGGGGAAUCCCGGGGGUGGGAUUACCAUGAUGGAUAUGGUCCAAGAUGGGUUGAAAUCAUUCGAUUGCAUUUGGUUGGUGAAACCCCCGGAAACGUAUCACUUGAAAACGCAUUUGUACGUCAAGGUGGUCAAUUUUUCCGGUUUUGCGGGGAGUACCGAAUUGACAGUUCGGCAAGGUUUGACCUCGGAUGGACCAGUGGUUGAGAAUCUGAAACUCUCCUUGCCCUUAUUCUACACCCAAAAAAAUCGUGAACACAUUGUGGAAAUCUCCCAAGGGUUUUAUAUCCGUUUUAAGGGCUUGUUUGGCCCUCAAUCCCGUCUUGCCAUAGUCUAUGCAGCUUUUAACUACAAUGAGUGUCUUUCCGGUUCUGAUUUUUUGUGUCACAACAAACGUUGCAUUUCCUCCCUUCUCAAUUGCGACGGUUUUGACCACUGUGGUGACAACAGUGACGAAUUCGCCCUUAGGUGUGCCAAUGACCGGCGUCAGGGGUCCCAAACCCCCCAUUUCCUCUUCCCCAAAGCCACUUUAACCACUUUUGCCACCUCAACUCUCGCCUUCCUCUUGUGCAGUUUCGGCUUGGUGGGGUUUAUUUUCGCAAUGGUGGUACUCCUGUACCGCAUUAGUAUCAAAUCGCGUCACCAGAGACAAAUCCAGGACCAUAUCGAGACCAUUAACGCAAUUCUCGAAGAAGGGGUUGUGGAAAUUGAAGAAGAGAUUAUAAUCCCGGAUGAUCCUCCGGAUUAUGAGCCACCGCCGGAUUAUGACGAGGUGAUCAAGUGUUUUGUUCCGAAGAAGAAGAGAUGCUCCAAGUGUCAAGGGGGGAUUCCGGAGUCGCCACCGCCGGCUUAUCAAGGCGCGUCAUUGUCACGAGUUUUGGAGUUUUUGGCGGGGGAAACGCCCGGAAAGGGAUUUCGGGGGAGGAGAAUCCGGUUUUUGUCCGACUCUGAGUGCGACCAAAGGGUUUAUUCUAGAAAAGGGUUUUUGAAGAGAAGUUUUACUGUCGAUGAUAUUACCCUAUUUGUUUAA